AUUAUUGCUCCCGUUAGCUAGGUUGUUGGCGAAUAGCGAGCUACCUCAGCCUACUUGCGGAGUACGUAGCACAGCCGCUCGUAUGAACCACUUAGAAGUUAGGUGCCGGUGCACUCGGUACGAUAAUCAUCUUAAAUAUGUCAGCGACAGUGCACCUGUUGGCUGAAGCCCUUGAUUCGGAAGUGAUGCCGGGCUACAGCCCCCUUUUCUUCUUUUCUCUAGACGCGGUCAGAGCGGUAGACUAAGAGAGUCAAUCACCUGUCAGGCAGCCGUCUAGACGGCAAUCAAAUGACAGAUCAUAAAAGAUCACGAUGGAUGCAACAGUUGUUCAAUUAUUGGAGAAACAGGUAUGAUAAUGAGUUGGAAUCCAGUCCGCAUCAAGUAAAAGAAGGAGCAGAAGAAGAAGAAGAUGAUGAGCGCUGCCAAGCCUGGAGAGCGGAAGGAGGAAGGAGUGGGGGACCGUCAUGCUCCUGCUCCGGCGAUCCCCAGCCUGCGCUUGCUCUUUCUUGUUCGCGGCUCACGUUCUCGUCCAUCCUCCCACUACUCCUACGAGCCUGCGCCGUGGUAGUACGGAUCGAUAUCCAUACGAGAUGUCCUGCUAGAGUCCUAGAAUCCUACAUCUCCUCCUUAUCCUCUCAGGGCCGUCGGGGAUCGGAUCACCCCCGUCACCUUCAGCCGUGCCUAGCCCAGCCGCCAAAUUUCCCCUCCCAACGAACAAAUAAGACGCCUGUUAUUAUUACGGGCCUUGGCCCUAGUGUGGCCCGUUGAUAACUUGUGAUACCGAGCCCGUACAGCGAUCCCUUUGUUCAAUGCUGCUUAUUUCGACUAUUAUUGCAUGGGAGCAUUGAGCCUUUACGGGACAGUGGCACACUCUCAUGCAGGGCCAAUGGGCUGGCCAUGGCCAGACACCCUUGCG
Molecule: messenger RNA, 916 nt
Organism: Talaromyces proteolyticus
Lineage: Eukaryota; Fungi; Ascomycota; Eurotiomycetes; Eurotiales; Trichocomaceae
Exons: 1
Coding region: 289-768 (159 amino acids)
Source: RefSeq, a predicted model, not a curated record